Molecule: messenger RNA, 3532 nt
Organism: Cinara cedri
Lineage: Eukaryota; Metazoa; Arthropoda; Insecta; Hemiptera; Aphididae
Source: the annotation of a GenBank genome assembly
CCGAUAGCGCAAUGCGCAUGCGCACCAUAAACGUUGCAUCCUGUAUUUAAAUUUGAGCAUUCGACCCAAGACCUGUUAACGAUGGUCACCUUCGUCAUUUGUACACAUUUGUAACCGUACGAUUUUCGUGUGUACACCUUUCGGAAACCUUAAAAAAAUCUCGUCCGUUGAUUAGUCAGUCAGUCAGUCAGCCGAGCCUGCAGCCUCCACUCAUUGUCCAUUGACCAGUUCAAACUUCAGUUUUGAUUCGAAUGUUUUGAUCUUACAUUACCUAUACUCUUAAGGCUUUGACUUUGAUUACGCUUCUUUAUCAUGGUAUCUGAUUAUGUAAUAACCAAUGAAAAUAUGAAUUUUUAUAUUCAGUAGGAUUAUAGACAUUGUAUAAUACAUUCAUAACAUGGAAUUAUGUGUGUAUAAAAUUUAAUGUCGCUUACUCAUUCGAUAUUCGGCAUAUUGUAUUCAGUUGUAACCAUGUACACAUUUUCAUAAAUUAAUUAAUCUAGGUUUUUUUUUUUUUUUUCUUAUUAGUUGUGACUUGGUUUAUCUUCAUUGUAGAAAUUUAUAGAAAAAAAAAGUGAGUUAUUUAUUAAUAUUAUAAUUUAAUAAUAUCAUUUAUUAAUCACCAGUACAAUAUUUAUUAUAAUCACUUAUUUAACUACUUAAUUAACAGUAAAUAUAAAUAAAUAUUAAAUAGACCUACAGGCUAUAAUUGGUAAUUUAUGAUGGUAGGUAAAAAGCUAGAAUUUGAAAUCUGUUGAACAUGUUUACCUAUUUUAAUUAUUUUGCUGCCGACACAUAUGUAUGCAUAAGUUGUUGCAUCCAAAAAUAUUAAGCUUGUUAAACCCAAGAUAUACUCUUAAGUCGGUUUCGACCAUUUUUACUUGAUGGCACUUGGUUUUGGUUUUCACACACAAAUAGGAAUAUAUAUUAUUUUAGUUUGUUGACAAUAAUAAAACUAAAUAACUAUACAUUGUAUACAUUUUAAUGGAUACCUAAUUCAUUUAACAGGAACUAUUUAUAUACAGUAUUUAACAAUAAUGGGGAAGAACGUGUUCAUUUUGUGUGAACUGGACAUGAUAAUGUUUCAUUUUGAAAAUAUUCACUUGAACUCGAACAGAGUUCUUAUGUUUUUGAUUUGUUUGUUGACUAGGUAACUUCCAUAAACCACAGUUAUGUGUAUUACUAAUAUUUUAUUUUCACAUUAGUGUAAUAAAUGAAAAAAGAUGCUUAGGUAUUUCAUUUAUUACUUAUUAUUAUGAUAGGAAAUAAAUAUAAUUGUAUAAUGAUAUACUUACCUAUACUGGAUGGAAGCAAUGAUAUUGUUAUAAAAGGCAGCAAUGCUGAAGAAGAACACAAACUGAAUUGCAGUAAUUUUCUGAUGCGAAGAAAACACAGACAGAAAAAAGAACAAGGUACGUCUCCGCGCGAGGAGAGGCUCUGACUUGGAUUGUUGGGCCAGAGAAUAUAUAUGGAGAAAAAAGGAUAGUGUCUUAUCAUUCAGUCAUCAUUAUCAUAUAUUAUCUUAAAUAUCAAUUAUUGAAAAUAAAUUAAUUUAAUAAUAUAAAACUAAUACUUAAAAUAAAAUAAAAUAAAAAAUGUGUACUGAUGUAACAAUAUACUAAAAUUUCAAUAUUAUAGAAGUAAUAUAAUAUACGACUAGUUAGUUAUAAAAUUUAUUUCAUAAAUAAACAUUUUAUAUAAAAAUUUUGUUUUCAUAAUUAAACCCACUAUAUUGGAUAAACUGAAUUAUUGAAUCAAAUAACAAUGUUAUUUAUAAAUAAUUUACUCUUAUUGCAAUUUGAUGAACUUAAACUACCUUAGUUAAUUUUGAAAAAUAUGAAAUUUAAUAUUUUAAACUAGUUCAUAUUUAUUUUAAUGUCUGGAACUUGAACUAGAUUUUUAUAUAUAACUUUCCCAUUACUGGUAUUUUAAAAUACUAUUUGUAGUCAUAAUGAUUAUUUUUUAUAAAUCAUUCUUUAAAUUAUUCUCCAUACAAAUGUUUAGUUUUUUUUUUUUGUAAUAUUGUUAAAUUUUUGUUAAAGGGUUUAAAUUAAAUUUAUAUGCAAUUACAAAUUAUUUUUUAUAUGUAUCUAAAAUAUAAUAAACUCUUUUUACAGAUGAUAUUUUUUUCUCACCUAAAGAUUUCAUCAAAUGUGUGGCGGUUUAAAAGGCAUUUAUCAACUGUUAUGGACGAUGUACUGUUUGAAGUUAAAAACGAUGUUGGUAUAAUUACUUUGAACAGACCAAAAGUGUUAAAUUCUCUCAAUAAAUCAAUGGUUAAUAAAAUGUAUCCAAAACUCAAGGAAUACGAAUCACAAGUUCGAAUGGUGAUUAUUGAAGGAGCUGGUGAGAAAGCAUUUUGUGCUGGAGGAGAUGUUAAAACUAUUACAGAAAAUGGUGUAGGUACUACAUCACUAGAAAAAGGUACUGCAUUUUUUAAACAUGAAUAUUCAAUGAACAGUUUAAUUGGUAAAUAUAAAAUCCCCUACAUUUCAUUGAUUGAUGGUAUUACAAUGGGUGGAGGUGUUGGAAUAUCUGUUCAUGGAAAGUAUAGAGUGGCAACUGAAAAGACAUUAUUUGCUAUGCCAGAAACAGCAAUUGGAUUGUUUUGUGAUGUUGGUAGUAGUUAUAUUUUACCUAAAAUGGAAAACUAUUUAGGAGUUAUGUUAGGUUUGACUGGAGUUAGGUUAAAAGGUAGUGAUGUUGCUAAAGUAGGUAUUGCAACACAUUAUGUUAAUAGUUCUGAAAUAAAAAGUUUAAAGACUAAACUGAUUGAAGACAUCCGAGAUCCAGAAAUAAUUCUCAAAGAAAAUACAGAAAACUUAGAUAAUUUUAAAUUCUCUAUGGAACCAUUUUUAGAGAAAAUAAAUUUGAUAUUUUCCAAUGAAAAAGUUGAAGUGAUUUUGGAUGCUCUGUAUAAGGAUAAUUCUGUAUGGGCACAAGGAAUACUUAAAACGCUUAAAGAAGUUAGUCCUACAGCACUUAAAAUUACCCGAAAAGAAAUAUUAAAAGGAAAAAAUCUGAGUUUAGAUGAAUGUUUAAAAAUGGAAUACCGAUUAGCAUAUAGAUGUAUAGAAGCCGAAUAUUCUACAGAUUUUUAUGAAGGUUUGUCUUAAAAAAAAUGUGAUAUAUUAUCAUAAAAUUGAAGAAUAAUUACCUAUUGUUUUUUCUUUCGUACAGGAGUAAGAGCAUUGUUAAUUGAUAAAGACAAAACUCCGAAAUGGUCUCCGUCAACACUUGAAGACGUUAAGAAUGAGGUUAUAGAUAAAUAUUUUGAGCCAUUACCAAAUGAUAAAGAGUUACAAUUGCCCUAGGAAAUAUUAUUAUUAUUUGUAUACACAUUACACAUUUUAAUAUAUUGUUUUUAUUUCUAUUGCAAACAUAUAUAAUUGUUUGAAAAUAUUUUUUUUGUACCUGAGUACACCAAUAUUGUUUUGUUAUGACGUGCUAUUUUAUCAAAAUUCAUAAUUAGCUUUGUAUUACCCAAUAAUCAUAAGUUCAUAUUAAUUAUAUAUUUUUAUUACAUUAUUUA